Messenger RNA from Scophthalmus maximus (turbot), 7958 nucleotides. RefSeq names its product BTB (POZ) domain containing 11a (gene abtb3a). Lineage: Eukaryota; Metazoa; Chordata; Actinopteri; Pleuronectiformes; Scophthalmidae. The transcript is spliced from 17 exons. The record is from RefSeq and is a predicted model, not a curated record. Bases 594 to 3704 code for a protein of 1036 amino acids. Gene Ontology annotation, molecular function: protein heterodimerization activity.
AGCUGCGGUCAAGUCAACCGACAGUCCGGUCAAACGAGCCGAAAUCUGGAGUGCCCCCGUAUUCUGGCCUUUACGGUAGAUCGCAUUGACGCGAGCGAACGAGCCGACAUGCAGGGUCGGCGAUAUCCGGUUUUCAGAAUAAAAUGUCAACAUGAACGCGCCACCAUGGGAAAUAAGAUUGGAUUAUAUUUUCACAGGAAACAAACCUCUGAUAAACAGAAAUUAGUUUAUUGAUAUGACUUGAGACGUAGAGAAAUAAUUUCCUAUUCCUAUUGUCUCAUUUCUGUAUAUUUCAGCAUAUAUUGAUUAAUGAUAGGCUGAUUGACCAUUUGACAGAUUGCUCGGCAGAACGUCGCUUUUGUUGUGAAACCAGUUCUUGCGCGCUGUUACCGUAAUGCCUAGUAUAUACACGUAACCCAAAACAACGUGGGCUUUUAGUUGGACCGCGUCGUUCCGAGUGGAGGUUUGCCUGACUGCAGCGCGCGCGUGUGUGUGUGUGUGUAUAUUUGUUGUGUGUGUGUGUGUGUGAGGGGGCAAAAGGCACUUUUUUUAAUCGGGAGACCCAAGCAUACCUAACAGUAUGCGGUGCAGUUAUGGCAGGCAAGGGUAAGACAGUCGUGAGGACGCUGGAGGAUUUAACGCUUGAUUCUGGUUAUGGUGGAGCCGCGGACUCGGUCAGGUCUUCCAGCGUGUCGCUGUGCUGCUCCGACACGCAUCAGUCGUUCGCGCAUGGGGGCAACUGCUGGCAUCUGACGGAAUCCAUGCACAGCAGACACAACAGCCUGGACACGGUCAACACCGUGCUGGCGGAGGACACGGACAUACUGGAGUGCGCGGGCCAGUGCGCCAAGCUGCCCGAGCUGGAGGACGCGCCAUGGAGCCUCGGCGAGGUGGAGGGCGCCCUGAGGAAGGACGAGGAGCUGAUGGCGGGCAACCCGCCGCCGGAGGUGCUCGCGCGGCUCUCGGCGCUCGUCAGCCGCGCGCUGGUGCGCGUGGCGCGGGAGGCGCAGCGGCUCAGCCUGCGCUACGCCAAGUGCACCAAGCACGAGGUCCAGAGCGCCGUGAAGGCGGUGCUGUCGUGGACCCUGUCCGUCAACUGCAUCACGGCGGCGCUGGGCGCGCUCUCCCUGUACAACAUGAGCACCGGCGACAGGUUCAGCCGCGGCAAGUCGCUGCGCUGCGGCCUCGUCUUCUCCGUGGGCAAGUUCUUCAGGUGGAUGGCGGAGAGCCGCGUGGCCCUCAGGGUCCACGAGCACGCCGCCAUCUACCUCACCGCCUGCAUGGAGAGCCUGUUCCGCGAGGUGUUCGGCCGCGUCCUGCGCAGCGCGCUCCUGGAGCGCGACAACGGCGUGCCCAAGUUCACGCUGGAGUCGCUGGAGCAGGCCAUCAACGGCGACUCUGAGCUCUGGGGUCUGCUGCAGCCCUACCAGCACCUCAUCUGCGGCAAGAGCUCCAGCGGUGCGCUGAGUCUGCCGGAGAGUUUGAACCUGCACCGGGACCAGCAGCGCUCCGGGAGGGGCGGAGAGGCGUACACCCAGGCCGAGCUCCGCACGCUGGAGCAGUCGCUGCUCGCGACCCGCGUGGGCAGCAUCGCCGAGCUGAGUGACUUGGUUUCCCGGGCCAUGCACCACCUGCAGCCGCUGCACAUCAAGAACCCCAGCAACGGCACGCCGGUCCACCAGAAGGCCAGCGCCGCGGCGCACUGGGAGCCCGAGGCCCUCUACACGCUGUGCUACUUCAUGCACUGCCCGCAGAUGGAGUGGGAGAACCCCAACGUGGAGCCCUCCAAGGUCACCCUGCAGACCGAGCGGCCGUUCCUGGUGCUGCCGCCGCUGAUGGAGUGGAUCCGCGUGGCCGUCGCGCACACCGAGCACCGGCGGAGCUUCUCCGUGGACAGCGACGACGUGCGGCAGGCCGCCAGGCUGCUGCUCCCCGGCGUGGACUGUGAACCGCGGCAGAUAAAAGCGGAGGACUGUUUCUGUGCCACCAGGAAGCUGGACGCCGCCUCCACCGAGGCCAAGUUCCUGCAGGACCUGGGCUUCAGGAUGCUCAACUGCGGACGGACGGACCUGGUCAAGCAGGCGGUGAACCUGCUGGGGCCUGAUGGCAUCAACAGCAUGAGCGAGCAGGGCAUGACCCCUCUCAUGUACGCCUGCGUGCGCGGCGACGAGGCCAUGGUCCAGAUGCUGCUCGACGCCGGGGCCGACAUCAACAGCGAGGUGCCCAGCACAGUAAACAAGCACCCCUCAGUUUAUCCCGAAACGCGCCAGGGGACGCCACUCACUUUCGCCGUGUUGCACGGACACGUCCCUGUCGUGCAGUUGCUGCUGGAUAACGGAGCGAACGUGGAAGGCGCCCUGCAGGAUGGGGCUGAGAACUACACGGAGACCCCGCUUCAGCUGGCCUCCGCCGCGGGUAACUUUGAGUUGGUGAGUUUGCUCUUGGAAAGAGGGGCGGACCCCAUGAUCGGGACCAUGUGUCGGAACGGCAUCUCGUCCGCCCCGCUGGGGGACAUGAACUCCUACAGCCUGGCGGCAGCACACGGCCACAGGAAUGUCUUUCGGAAGCUGCUGUCCCAGUCGGACAAGGACAAGGGCGACGUGCUGUCCCUGGAGGAGAUCCUGGCCGAGGGCUCGGACCCCGGGGAGAAGAGGUUGGCCCUGCAGGCCAACAGCGGCGGGACGCUGCGAACAGGAAAGGCCAAACUGAGAGCGCUGAGAGAGGCCAUGUACCAUAGUGCAGAACACGGCCAUGUGGACAUCACCAUAGACAUCCGCAGCUUAGGCGUUCCCUGGACGCUGCACACCUGGCUCGAGUCCCUGCGCACGUGCUUCGUGCAGCACCGCCGGCCGCUGAUCCAGGGCCUGCUCAAGGACUUCAGCUGCAUCCAGGAGGACGAGUACACGGAGGAGCUGAUCACGCACGGCCUGCCGCUCAUGUUCCAGAUCCUCCGCACCAGCAAGAACGAGGUGAUCAGCCAGCAGCUGUCGGUCAUCUUCACCCAGUGCUACGGGCCCUUCCCCAUCCCCAAGCUGACGGAGAUCAAGAGGAAGCAGACCUCGCGCUUAGACCCUCACUUCCUGAACAACAAGGAGAUGUCCGACGUGACUUUCCUGGUGGAGGGGAAACCGUUUUAUGCACACAAAGUCUUGCUGUUUACAGCUUCGAGCAGGUGUGACACGCACACGACUCCCUCCGUUUCCUCCAGGUUCAAGUCGCUGCUCCAAAACCGCCCCGCAGCGGAGAACACCUGCAUCGAGAUCAGCCACGUCAAGUACAAUAUUUUCCACCUGGUCAUGCAGUAUCUGUACUGCGGCGGCACCGAGUCCCUGCACAUACGCAACACCGAAGUCAUGGAGCUCCUGUCUGCAGCCAAAUUCUUCCAGCUAGAGGCCCUUCAGAGACACUGUGAGAUCAUCUGCUCCAAGAACAUCACCACGGAGACCUGCGUGGACCUCUACAAACACGCCAAGUUCCUCGGCGCCUCGGAGCUCACGGCGUUCAUCGAGGGCUACUUCCUGAAGAGCAUGGUGCUGCUGAUCGAGCUCGACGGCUUCAAGCAGCUGCUGUACGAGCCCCCCGCCGCCGAGAGCCCCGCGUCCAGCCCGGGCAUCUGCUCCGACAUCCUGCUCGACCUGGAGAAGACCCUGGCCACGCGCAUCCACUCCAUCCACCUCUCCACCUCCAAGGGCUCGGUGGUGUGACCGCCGCCGUCCUUUUCACCCGAUCCAGCCCCACAGCAUCCGCCGUCGACGUCACGUGUCCCGCUAAACACAGCCCCCCCCCCUCCCGCAGCCGAAGAGGAGUUUUUAAAUGUCAGGGAUUCCCUUUAAUCCAGCCGCCCGAGGGGCCACUGUUGGCAAAAUCAGAGAGAGAGAACUAAUGGCUCCCACCUCACACCUCAUACAGUAAGAGAAGCUGACAAUAACAGUAACAAAUCAAUAACACGACAGUAUCACUUAGACCAAGCCGCGAUUAUGAGACUUUUCUAUCGUGUCUCAGAUAGAACACAUGCAUGAAGUACAAACUUUUUUUGUUUUUCAUUUUUUAAGCUUAAAAGACGGUAAGAGUCGAAUUUUAAAAAAGCAGCUUCGUCCUCGUCUCGUUUUACAAACGGCAUCAGCUCAGUGCAAGUGGACGCCGUCGGCCCCGUGCAGCGGUCUCUUCACACACGCCCGAAACACAGCGGAUACAAUCGUAGCAAUGCCGGCAGACGGAUUCCUUCUUUUGGAAGGUUGGAACAUUUCAUGCCGUCACCGCCUGCGUUGGUUUUCACUGUGUCAUCAUCGAACCGUGUGCAGAGGCCAAACCAAUCACACCAUCUUCCGCCGUGCGGCAGUGAGAAUCUAUGCCGACGUAUGCUUGAAAAAACAGAGACGUCCACCUGGGAAAUGAACUUGUGAUAACUCCGCGAACACUGUCUUUCUUUUUCAUUUUCAAGUUGUUGUUGUUUGGGUUUUUUGGUUUUUUUUGCAUGACCCCCUCCCCAACUGAGAUGCCCUGAUAUUGCUUUUUCUCAUUUUUAUGCAGAGCUGACUUCACGGACCACCUUUCAUGACGGGGGGGGGGGGGGGGGGGGGGGCAAGGGAAAGGGGGGAAAAAACUGCUGCUUAUUAACUUAUCCACUGCAAAAAAAAACUGACUGGACUGAGCGAACAGGGACGUGGAGAUGGAUUUUGAUUGACAGGGAAGUUCUCUUGAAGACAUUGUAAAUACGUCCUGAAAGUUAUUGUGCUGGUUCUUUUUUUUCUCCCUUUACCCCUUGUCUGUUUUUGUAAACUGAUGUACAGUAUUUCUCCUCGACUCGCUUGGCUGACGACGACACCGGUCUCGUUGAAUGCCCCCCCCCCGAUGCACUUUGUUCCUGCCGUACGUCUCUCUUUUAAUGCAGAGCUGCAUGUUUGAAUCUGUUCGGUGCGUACUUGUCUGUGUCGAUGGGACUGGGCGAGGGUGAAGUUCAAUCACAAGAUUUGUUCCCUUUACAUAUUUUCAGGGUCGAUCGCACGUUUUUCGUACACCUCGCCGCAUCUGGAUUUCAACAAUUGAAUUCAUUAGCGACACCAGUUUUUAUGCACAUUUUAAAUUGGCACGUGAAAACAGGCCCGGUUUUACAGUCGUUCGAGGUGGAAAAGCUGAGAUGAUGAAAUUCGAUAAGAGCAAAACAUUGAAUGGACAUAGCUUCAUCGUGACAAAACAGGAAGCAUGUGACUCAAAUAUCCGCCGGAAUGGCGGCAGAUCACGUUUUCUCUGCAUCAUGUUGGAGAUAUGCCAACUUUUUUAUUUCACUGUGCCCAACUCCCCUCACAUCUGCAGAACAGUGGGUCGGUGAAACAUGAAUUAAUUCGCAUUUUCCUUCGUCAUCAUUUAAUACGCCCUGAAUUCAGACGGUUCCAAUAGUCGGGACGAGAACAAAACCUAAGAAACAUUCAAACUUUGGAGGGAAAGAUAAAUGAAACUUCACCUUCAACUGCUGGUCUUAUAAAAUAAUGUUGUGUCUCAGCUCGCGCGGGGCGGACGCUAAUGACAGGUUUGAGAAAACUGAAAACACAAUGUGAAGCUUGAGAAAAAAUUGCUUUGGACUUCUGAGUCAAAUCUACAUGAAUUCAUCAUGUUUUGUUCCCAAUUUUCUGAGUUCACUGCACUGAUUCACACGUCCGACCGGCUCUUUCUCCACGGCAACCGCAUCAGCAUCAGCAGCAGCAUCAGCAUCAGCAGCCGGGGCGCGUGUCAUCUGACGGACAACCGGAUUCUACAGGUGGUCCUGCACUCAAACAUAAACCUUCAUAUAUUCAUAUAUUGUCUGGAAGAGUUCUGUGUUUCUGUGUCCGGCCCCAUUGAGGAUAUUAUUAUUUUAAAAAGGAAAAUCAAUAUGUAAACAGAGCAGGGAGGAAACAGCAGCUCCUCACAAACUGAACCAAUUACCACGGCAGAAAUUGGAAAACAAAUUAAAAUAUGAAUAUAAAAUAUGAAAUAGAUUUAAAUUACCAAGCUGGGAUUGUUUUUAAAUUACAAAAAAAGAAGUCCCGAGAGUGAGUUUGGGAGGCAAAUUACAGUUUUUCUAUUCAUGUUGACUUUCUGGUGUUUUGUAUUAUUGAUGUGAUAAUUGGCUCCAGUGUUUUGAGACUUGCUCCAUACGAUUGUAUUUCCCCCAAACACAACCUGCUGUGCAUUAGAUAACCACACGUAGGACCAAACGUUAAAGCGGACACCCGUGACCCAGCGUCAGCUCUGGAGGAACCAGCCCUGUUCUUUGAACUCGGUUUUAACGCAUCGCAAUUUGGGAAUAUAUCAUAUUCCACACGGCGUAUUUUAUGAAUGUAACAAUGCAAAGAAAGUUGGAUACUUCCAAAAGUGUGCAAUGUUUCAAGUUCAGCAACAAAACCAAAAGAGAAAGAGAAGAAAAGCUUCCCUCUGUUUCUAUCAGCUCACAAUGCAAAUGUGUCUGAAGUGUCCUCGUACAGUACGUACACUGUAAGUCGUGGUGGUUGUUUCUACAUUAAUCUGACUGGACCGUCACAUAAGAGAUGAAUAUUAUAGUUUUCAAAUAUUGUAGCACACUCAAAAAAAUUGACUUCAAUAUUUGUUUUGGGCCAGAAACAAGAAACAGACAUUUGAAUAGAAACACAGAGGAACAUAGAAGUUGGUUUUCAGUUCUGUAAAUAGCUACAGACAAAAAAAUUGAAAUAUAGAUAUUAUCCUACGACUUUAUUUUCUUACCUUACAUACAUAGCACUAUAUAUUUUAUUUUACAUUCCACAGCUAUUUUGUUUUACAAAAGUGAAAAGAUUAUAUAUAAAAAUAAAAGGUAUGCUUUAAAGUUUUUGAAUUAAGCAAUAUUUCCAUUUCCAUUGUUGUUACUUUGACUCGUAUACGAUGAAUAAUAUGUCGCCGGAGACGGGAGCUAUACAGUAUAAAUGUGAUUUGAAAAAUGCAUAACAGCCUGAUAUUUGUUCAUAUUUUGUCAUAACUCAUUGUGUAUUUUUAUUUGAAAUAUAUUUCACCCGUUCUAAAAAGAGUAUUUCUAACACAUUUGGCUUCUUAUGUUGAAUCAUCUACACAUGCCCAUAUCAUAUUGAACUGAACCAUUUAAAUGUGAAAUGUAACUUUAAAGAUGCAAACCCUUUCUCUUUUCCUUUUUCUUUUUUUCUCACCGCAGAGGUAACAAGGUUCAUAAUGAUGUCAAGCACUUUUUUGUGCCGGUGUUACUGUAGCCUCACACACACACACACACAAUCAGAAGCAUUAGUAUUUUUUACAGCGUGAGUCUUAUCGUGACAGACUUUAGACAGACAGCGGCUGAAUAAUGGCUUUAACAUUGACCGGAUGAGACUGAGCCAAAGGACUUUGAUGGGCUCAUCUCUCUCUCUUUAUGUUUUAGUCUUAAUGUUACGUCCUUAGCAAGAAGACUUAACUUUAGCCACCUGUACCUGUCGCUUCUGAUCCGGGACGGGGGUCAAAGCCGUAGAGUAAAUGUCGGUUUCGCAUGGCUCUUCUUGUUUGAUGUCGUUGAGAAUGUGUUUCUCUGUACACCAGCUUCGUCCCGACGAGACCUCUCUCUCUCUCUCUCUCUCUCUCUCUCUCUCUCUCUCUCUCUCUCCCUCCCCCUCCUUCAGUUGUCCUGAGCGUUUUUUAAAUUUUGUUUUUUGCCUGCGUGUUUUGCUCCUGGUGAUAAAAGAACAUUUCUCCUAGAGGCAGUGGAAACAUGCAUGGGGGAUGUUCACUAUAGGUUUUCAGGGUGGGGGUUACUACUUUUGCAAUUGUAUUAUUUUUUUUCCUUUGAUGAAAAACAUGUAUAUUGUACAAAAUAUGUAUAUGGAAUAUAAAUUAUACAAUGGUGUGAGAAGCAGGGACGUGGUGGAGUAUAACAACAAACAGGAAUGUUACACUCGUGCUACAGUUUCUGUCGUUCCAUGACAUGCUUUUGUGGACAGCUAAUAAACGACCACAGUUAAAAACCA